This is a messenger RNA of Chara braunii, 2241 nucleotides long. The record is from the annotation of a GenBank genome assembly. Lineage: Eukaryota; Viridiplantae; Streptophyta; Charophyceae; Charales; Characeae.
GGAGAGUCUAAGUGGUGAGGAGUGGAACCGUUUCUUGGUUGUGCACCGAUCACCAUGGUUGACACGCGUACAGGAAAGAGCACUUCCCCUUAUACCGCGGAAGAAGAGGCAAAGGCCGCCGCCAUCCUAAAAGAGAGACAAGAGAGGAAGGAGGCCAAGAAGAAGGCCUUGAUGGAGGAACAGCCGGCGAAGAUGAAAAAGAUUGAGGAGGAGAUGGCCAGAGAGAAGGAGAGAUUAAAGAAAGAAGAAGAAGAAAAACUCAAGGCGGUGGAAGAGGAGGAGGAAGAAGAAGAGCCACUGGAAAGGAGAAUAAGGGAGCAAAGAGGGGAAUCCAGUGGAACAAGAGAUGACCAACUGGAGAAGAAGAUCACAGAGUGGGUUGCAAAUUUAUCCCUGGGAGAAGAAGAAGAAGCGUUAAUGUAUGUACCCAGGGAAGAGCAGGAGGCGGCCGUAAAGGCGUGGGAGGCGGAAGAGGAUCCACUCAAGCGACAGGCCAUGGAGGAUGAGACAAGGAUGGAGUGGAAGCUACGACUCAUGAGGGAGAGAAAAAGGAGAAUGGAAGCAGUGAGCCAGGCGGCGAAGGAGGAGUUUGCAAGGGAGUUAGUGAUGCCGGUGGGCUCAGAAGUGAAGGCUCGCCUGGAAAACACGGAGCGUUAUUGCACCGGCGCCAUAGAGGGCACCAGGUUUGUAGUAGUGUAUCUAGAUGACAUUUUAGUGUUUAGCAAGACCCUCCAAGAGCAUCAGGGUCACCUGAGGCACGUCUUGGAGAAGUUGAGAGAAGCUAACUUCAAGAUCAAUCCGAAGAAGUGCGAAUGGGCAAAGACCCAAGUUUUGUACUUAGGCCACGUCUUAGACGAAAACGGCAUUAAGCCAGAGGAUAGCAAAAUCGCAGCGAUUAGAGAUUGGCCUACGCCUCGCACGCUGACAGAGUUGCCAUCGUUUUUAGGCCUGGCGAACUACAACAGGAAGUUUGUCAGAAACUUCUCUACCAUCGCUGCACCCCUUCGCAGAUUGCUAAGGAAAGAAACAAUCUGGAAGUGGGAUAAGGACUGCACGUCUGCCAUGAAGAAGUUGAAGCAGGCGUUGAUAGAGUAUCCAGUCCUUAAAGUCGCCUAUCCGUCCUUACCUUUCGUCGUUACCACUUACGCAAGCCAGUAUGGCACAGGUGUUGUACUACAACAAGACGAUGGCAACGGCUAUAGACCCGUAGAGUUCAUGUCUGCUAGGAUGCCUUCAGAGAAGGUAGCGACAUCCACCUACGAGAGGGAACUCUACGCUUUCAGGCAAGCGUUAGAACAUCGGAAGCACUACUUGCUUGGGAGGCACUUCAAAGUGUAUUCAGACCACGAAACUCUGAGAUGGUUGAAGACACAAGCCAAGAUGACACCUAAGUUGACUAGGUGGGCCACAGAGAUAGACCAGUACGACUUUGAGCUCAAGCCAGUUAAGGGCAAGUACAAUGUAGUUGCGGAUGCUCUAAGUAGGUGGUCAGACUACUUCGGGGCGAUAGUCCAUUAUCUGGAUAUAGGAAAAGACCUGCAACAGAAAGUUAGAGAAGCAUAUGCGCAGGAUCCUAUCUAUAGCGACCUUCUUAAGAGAGUUAAGGAGGCCCCAGAAAUUGAACCACAUUACCGCACUACAGAGGGUUUGUUAUUUGAGAAGACUGAUGUAGUAGACCGCUUGUGCAUCCCCAACAGUGAAGAGAUUCGUAGCUUGAUCUUAGGGGAAUGCCAGGAUACAGAAGGACACUUCGAUUGGCAAAAGACCUUAGCAAUCUGAUGCGCGCAUACACUUGGCCAGGAAUGAAAAAUGACUGCAUAGAAUAUGUCCGCAAUUGUAAAGUGUGCCAGAGGAACAAGACCACCACGCGUGCCCACUAGGUCUUCUCAGACCCCUGCCUAUUCCUGACCAGCCCGGGGAUUCAGUGUCCAUUGAUUUCAUGGACACCGGCGUUAAGAGUAGGCAUAGUAAGAGCCAAGUCAUGGUCAUUGUAGAUAGAUUUAGCAAGUAUGAAGUUUUUGUUCCGUUGCCUGCGGAGGCACGUACAGAGUUAGUAGUUCAGAAGUUCUUUGAUAAUUGGGUCGGUGAACACGGGAUUCCGCUGUCUAUAGUUAGCGAUAGAGACACCCGGUUCACUACUCAAAACUGGCAGGAGUUGAUGAGAGUAUAUGGCUCCAAGCUGCUGGUGUCAUCUGGCCGUCAUCCAGAGACAGACUGAGCAAAUGAAUAAGCUCCUACAGC